Messenger RNA from Botrytis porri, 2190 nucleotides. RefSeq lists its product as uncharacterized. The transcript is spliced from 3 exons. Gene Ontology annotation, cellular component: nucleus; transcription preinitiation complex; transcription factor TFIIIB complex. NCBI's taxonomy places the organism in Eukaryota, Fungi, Ascomycota, Leotiomycetes, Helotiales, Sclerotiniaceae. Gene Ontology annotation, molecular function: TBP-class protein binding; RNA polymerase III type 3 promoter sequence-specific DNA binding; RNA polymerase III general transcription initiation factor activity. Gene Ontology annotation, biological process: transcription by RNA polymerase III; DNA-templated transcription initiation; transcription preinitiation complex assembly. The coding region runs from base 1 to 2190 and encodes 729 amino acids. The record is from RefSeq and is a predicted model, not a curated record.
AUGCCUCCACGACCAAAAGUACCGCUGGCGCGGCCCAAUCCUUUGAGGAAUAUGAAACCGAUUAAAGCACCUACUGCACUCUCUCGAAAAGCUGCCAUGGGUGCUGCAAGAGGCAAAACACGACCAGCUUGUCCAAAUCCACAAUGUACUAACCCUCAAAUCGAAGAUGGUGUAUGUCAUAACUGCGGUACUGUGGUUGAUGAUUCAAAUAUUGUUUCAGAAAUUCAAUUCGGGGAAAGUAGCAGUGGUGCUGCAAUCGUUCAAGGGAGUCAUGUUGGUGCGGAUCAAGGUGGUGCUCAAACCAUGGGGCCUGCCUUUAGAAGAGCUGGUGGAGGGGAAAGUAAUAAGGAGAAUACUCUUCGCGAAGGAAAACGUGUCAUGCAAGCUUUAGCAAAUCAACUUGGAAUUUCGGAUCAAGUCGUCGGUGUUGGUCAUCAAAUCUUCAAACUUGCAUCGAUGAACAAUUUUAUUCAAGGUCGUAGAACGGAUCUUGUGGCAGCUGUUUGCUUGUACAGUGCCUGUAGAAAGGAACAGCCAUGCAGAGUUAUGCUUAUUGAUUUUGCCGACAAGUCCCAGGUUAACGUAUUCACACUCGGUAAAUAUUUCAAAGCUCUUCACAAGCAGAUUUCAUUGGCUACGGAUGGCAUUUUACCAGUUCUACCCGAAGAUUUGAUCUGGAAAUUUGCUUCCAAACUCGAGUUCUACGAACAAACCGAAAAGGUCGCCGAUGAUGCAAUUCGUAUGGUUCGAAGAAUGAGUCUGGAUUGGAUGGUUAUGGGAAGAAGACCUUCUGGUGUCUGUGGUGCUUGUUUAAUCCUAGCGGCACGAAUGAAUAAUUUUCGUCGAACAGUCACCGAAGUAGUUUAUGUCGUCAAAGUCACAACAGCCACUAUUCAAAAGCGUUUAGAGGAAUUCAAGAGAACACCAAGUAGUGCACUUACUGUUGAAGAAUUUCUCAACAACGAGUUCUUGGAAUCUGCACACGACCCUCCUUCAUUCUACCAAAAAUCUGAAGCCUACCUCAAAGAAAUGGAAGAAAAGAAGAAGAAGCGCAAGCGAAAGGGCAAAGGUAAAGCAAGUGAGACCCACGAAGACAAUGCGGAGGAUACCGAAGAGGAAAACGAUGAAAGAAAUAAGAGACAGAAGUCUACUUCUGGAGCUCCAGUACCAUCAGGAGAAGUACGACGCGAUGCCGAUGGCUAUGCUAUUCCUGCAAUUCCUACCUCCCGAGAGGAAAACAUUGAUCCACGACUUUUGGACGACGCCAUCGAAGAUGAAUCAGGUACAUCGUUCAACAAACUUGUUGCUGAGUUUGGCGACGUUGAGCCUGCCGAUGCAGAAGCUGCCAAAGAACUCGAAGAACACGCCGGUGCACACACUAGAGGCCCGGGUCGUCCACGAAAUGAUGAACCUCCUAUCGAAAUGCCAGAGGAAUGGCUCGCUGUAGAAGAUGAACUCGAGCAACAAAUUACAGAAAUGGUUUCCGAUCCUCAUACUCAGGAGCAUGCAAUUAGUUUUGCUAUAGCCCAAAAGAAAGCACAUAUUCACCUUCUCUACGCGGAAGCAAACCACCCUCAAAAGUAUGUUAGCAUGGAUACUCACAUCGGAGAGGAUGAAUUUGCUGAUGACGAAGAAGUCAUUAAUUGCGUAUUACCUGAUGCUGAGGUUGCUAAGAAAGAACAAAUUUGGCUCAAUGCAAAUAAAGAUUGGCUCCGCAAACAACAACAAAAGGAUUUCGAAAAGAGAAAGGCUGCUAUGGGUCCACCAAAGAUUACUAGAGCGAGAAAGAAGAAACCAAGAAUUGGAGAAGGGCAAACUAGUGUAGCUAGUACACCAGCAGAAGCAGCUGUCAACGCAAUGAAGGAAAGAAGUUGGAGUAAGAAGAUCAACUAUGAAGCUAUCAGAGAUAUUUUCAAGACUGUUGGCACUAGGUCUGGACCUGGUAGUGUCGCUACGGGAAGUAAAGUUACCAGUAGAGAUGCAUCCACGGCUCCCGGUUCAGUUGCAGGUAGUAUUGUCGAUGGCGAGGAGGAAAUCGUCGAAGAAGUUGAGGAUGAGACAAAUGAGCCGGCUGGUGACGAUUGGAGAGGUGAAGUGAAUGGGACUGGUAAUGGUUAUGAUGAAGAUGACUAUGAUGAAGACGACGCAAUGGGUAUGGGUGAUAUUGAUGAAGAUGAGUUGUAUGGUUGA